CUUGACUGACGUCAAUAUGGCGUAUUGACACCUCACCAACCUGUACAAUCAAAUAGCGACUACAAUUAUUAGCUCAAAAUGGCCAGCCCAAGAACGAGGCGAGUCCUGAAGGACUUAAAAGUCAAAGAUGAAAAUAAUACCUGCUUUGAAUGUGGAAGCCACAAUCCUCAGUGGGUCAGCGUUACUUAUGGAAUAUGGAUAUGUCUGGAAUGCUCUGGCAAGCAUAGAGGCCUUGGAGUUCAUUUGAGCUUUGUGCGUUCUGUUUCUAUGGACAAAUGGAAAGAUCUAGAACUAGAAAAGAUGAAAGUUGGGGGUAACCGAUCAGCCCGAGUGUUCUUUCAGUCUCAGUCAGAUUAUCAUGAGGGAAUGUCCAUACAGGAGAAGUACAACAGUAAGGCAGCAGCUCUCUACAGAGAUAAGAUUUCAACCGAAGCUGAAGGCAAGCCAUGGAGUAUAGAAAAGUCACCAGCACGUAAUUUUGUAGCCUUUCAACCGUUUGUCCUCUUCCUCGUCCCAACCACGUUGACGUCUGGUGGAACAGGGGGCAGUUUUGAUAACAGUUUGCAUCAUAGUAGCAGCACUGGUGAUAUGGGCCACUACAAUUCAGGAUACCAAAAUUCUGAAUCUCUAACAAAGGAAUACGUCGACAGACAAAAAGCAGACUUCUUUGACAAGGUUCAGUCAGAGAAUGCUAGGAGACCAGACAAUGUACCCCCAAACCAAGGUGGAAAGUAUGUUGGAUUUGGAAACACCAUAGAGCAAGAGAAAAAAGAUGACUUAUUUGAAACCACUUUGUCAUCAAUUCACACAGGAUGGUCAACAUUUGCUUUAGGAGCCACCAGAUUUGCUUCAGCUGCAUCCGAAAAGGCAGUCAAACUUGCUUCCACUGCUGGGCAAAAGACCAAGGAGCUCAGUCAGAGUGUCAGUGAGAGUGUCCUCAAACCAACCAAAGACAAGGUUGCUGAUGGAAAUAUACUGGAAGAUGUCUCAGCUUCUGUGUCCUCUUUUGCCAGCAAAGUGAAGGACGGCACACUGAUCAAUGACGUUGGCUCCUCAAUGAGUGGAUUUGCAUCAAAGCUCAGCGCUGCCAGCGCUAAGGGAUGGACCGGUCUUCAAUCAUUAUGGGGAGAACCGAAAACUACUCUAGCUACAGCAGACACAAGCCCUGGAGAGAAGACCUCUCUACUUGGAAUGGGUGGCUACGGUUCUAACUCUGCAGGGGAUUCAAGUGGGAACAAACUUCUGGCAGAGGAUGAAGACUCUUGGGGUGAAUCAUGGGGUGGAGACUGGCAGAAAGAUAGUGGUGGGGUCAGUGGGGGUAGCGGCAAGCACCAGAAGCUAAACAGUAAUGACUGGUCUGCAGGCAAUGACGAGGACCUUGAAGCAUGGCUGAAUGAGGACUCCCCAUACAAAGCUAUGAUGGGUAAAGAAAAACCUCAAGCCAGCGCCACAAAGAAAACUAGCAAGGACGCAAAGAAAAUGUCUUCCAAAGCGAAAACAUCUGCUGCAAAGGGAAGCGACUGGAAUGAUGUAGAAUGGGAUAGUGGGUUCACCUCUCCUGGUAAGCAGAAAGAGCCACUUGUGGGCAAUCUUCUGGAUCUCAGUGAGGGAGACGCUAACACUUGUGCUAAUACUAAAGCUGAUGCAGGCUGGGACAAUGAAGUGUGGGCAGAUGAAGAAGAUGAAUGGCAAUCACUUGACCUUGAUUCUUCUAAGGGCAAGAAAUCCAGCUAAGCAGGCUUGGUAAGCGAUUUCAUAGCGCAGACUAUUUACAUGGCAGACAUAACAAUUGACUGAUGCCAUGCAGUUUCAUAUUGAACUCUGCCAUUGGAUAUUAAUUGAUGGUCCGGGACUGUUUGUAGUAUUUGAAGAAGGGAAGUGAUGCCACUGACACCAUUUUGUUGAUAUGUGCUCAGUGUCUACAUGUGUACAGACCUACAUUCUUACUGCCAAAUAAUGUGUGAAGAUUGACAGCAGGCAUCUGGUUUUGGUGGUGUUGUCAUCUUGUUACAAUCAGCAUGUUCUCAUGCUUUCUUGCAUUUUCCUACUUUAAUUUGUUCCCAUGACCAUCAUUAGUUUGAGAAAGUAUAGCAGGAUCUCAGUCACACAAUUUACUAAUGACGUUGUAUCUGUAGAGCUGCAUACAAAGUAAAAUGAAAACAAAUAUUUCCAUUUAGCAAAUUGAUUAUUGUGCACGCACAUACACAGAUGUGCACGCACACACCUACAGAUUUAUUCAUUCAUUUGUUUUCGGUAUUGGUGGUCCACACCUGUUUAAGUGAAUGAUUUUAGUUUCAUCUUAAUCUCUCAUUUUAAAAAAAAAAUCUUUGAAUAGAACGAGACAUGUUCUUUUGUCUUUUCUUAAACACAUUUGUGGUAAAAUUGCUGCAGUGGUUGUACUUCGUGCCAUGGGAAAAAUGCUUCUAGGUAUGUAAAAUUGUUCUAAGGAGCAGAAAGUGUGUAGCAGCUUUGAUGUAUGAUGCUAAUGAAAACUGCUGAUUUACAGUCAACAACAUUUUUCUUGUCUAGUCAUUCUGACUGUUUUAGUGUUCUUGUCUAUGUGAACAGAUACUUUCUUGAUGUUGGCAAUUCUCAGUUUUCUGCAAACCUUUGUAAAGCUAUUUUAGUGUGUAUAUUUAUGGUUAAUUCAGCUGGCAAAGGUAAAAGACCAUUGCAUACUGAAGUUUUUCAUUCAAGGCAGUUGAAAGAUCAGAUGCUCUGAGAUCUAUGAUGAAGGAGUACAGGGUGUGGAGUACACACAGUAUUAUAACAAUUGAGAAAUGGUAGUUACCAGUUAAGAGGUGAUUAAUAAGAGAAGGAAUGUGUGUGUGGGGGAGGGGAGUAUGUUUCUUUCUCUUCCACUGGUUGUGACAAUGAAACUCUAAACACUUUAUCAUUGGCAGAAAAUGGAAUGGCCCUCUAAAGUUACAUUUGUAUAUGAUAUGUGUAGUCUUCUCUGUGUUGCCUAUGUGGUCAUAGAGGUGUGUGUGGUGAGAGAGAGAGAAAAACGAUUAUGCUACUUACGACUGGUGCAAUAGCUUCUCUGCCCCACGUUUCAGCUUAGCAUUUACAGACAGGAGAAGAACCUUAUUGCCAGAAAAUCUUAACUGAAAAGAUUGCCUCCUCAUCAUUGUCUUUUGUAGUCUAUGAGCAUCUGAUCUAUGAGUAGACAGGAGUCUUGAUGUACAAUUAAUUACACUUAGGCCUGGCAUAAUUAAAACUUGCUAUUUAAAAAUUGCACCAGAUAUUAUAAUACUAUUAUUUCAGGCAUUGAGAAACUUAGAAGUUUUUUGCUGGUAAUUAACAUUAUCAGAUUUCUUUGCAUGUAAUUUGAAACUGUUGUUUCUUACUGCAGUCUUGAACAAAAGUCUGAAGCUAAAUACAUGAAGCUGUCCUAUAUGUUUAUUAUUCAGUUAACUAUUCAUUUUAAUGAAAUUGUGAUUGAAGCAUUGAUUUUGAAUUUUAAAAUUCUAAAGAGUAAAGGUGAAGCAUGAUAGAACUUUUAAAAGAAAUUGUGGAAAGUGCUUCAGUAUACCAGAUGUUCUUGCUGAACAACAUAAUGAGUUUACUAAGAGAAUGUAAGUGGAGUAUGAUUCCAUGCUUAGUUUAAAAUAAAGCUUUAAAAUGUCUGUCCUGAGUAUGUUGAAAUCUGUUCCUUUUUAUUGAGCUUCAAGACCACACAUUGUGCUGCAUUCACAAAGCACUUGUCUUUUCAAAUGUAUUGUGAUACAUGAGCAAGGGAGAGAAAAUUGGUAGUAAAGAAAGUUUGUAGCACUUGUGACCCAUUGUUUUAUUAAGUUUAUUCUGCUGAUUAGCAGUGAUAUGUGUAUUUCAUUACUAGAAAGAAUGUUUUCAGCAAGCAAAGAGUAUAAGCUUUGCUUAUUAUUUGCCUCAUUGUAAGUUUGUCAGCACAUCAUGAAAACAAAAUUAAGCACCAUACCUAAUUUUAUGGGAGAAAAGUGGACCUGUGAAUUUUGUGAGGACAAAGUAGAUUAGAAGCUGUGUUUUGUCAUUGUGAUUGUGAAUUGACAGGGCCUUGAGGUUGCCAUGGCCACUCUGUACAUUCACAAUAGUGGAAACAUUGUUCCUGUCAUCAGGCAGGCACAGGACAUAGUGACAGUAGAUAAUUAUUCAGUAUUAUGUUUUAGAGAGUUCAAACCAAAAUUAAAUCCAAAGAAAUGCACAAUGAAAGGAUGAUUAACAGUUUUAGUCUUUAUAAUAAUAUAGAGAAACAGUUUUGUUGGUUGAGAACAUUUUGCUUGACAUGUUUUAGAGGAAUUCACUGUUUUGAAGAAAAGUUCUUUGCAUUAUUCUUUAGUAGGUAUUAUAGAUAUCUUAAUAAUGUCUAAGGAGUUUUUUAAAUAUCACAUUUUUCUUUUUAAAAAACCAAUGCUGCUCUAAAUAAACAAGGGUGUGAUUUUACAUUGUACGCAAGGAUAAAGUACUCCGUCUGCAAGAUAAAUACUGGGAUGCUGAACUGUUUAAUAUUAAAUCUGCUGGCCAUGAUUAUAGUUAAUGGUUUCACUGGCUCCUGGUGUACAUUGUAGAGGUUGGGAAAUUUUUCAUUUCAUCAUGCUAUUUUAGGGUUUGCUUCUUCAUAUUGUAUAGAGUUCGAGAUUUAAAAAAAAUUUCUGAAGAGUAUUUUUAGUCAACAACUGUUGUCACUGAAGUGUGUUUUUAAUGAGAAUCAAGCGAGAAGGGACAUUAGAAUUACUAAUGAAAAGUGCUAAAGGGUGCAUCGUUUUUAACCGUAAUAUUCAUGUCACCAAGAUAGAUUGCUGCUGCUGAAAUGAAUGGUUUAUGCAUGUGUUAGAAUUGGCAAGUACACACUUGUUAUCAUUCCUAAGUAAUGUAUUAUCAGAUGCUUCCAUGAAAUAUGAUAUUGAUGUUUAUGUUGUGUAAUAACAGCUGUCAAGCGACAUCAGUAUCCUAAAAUUGUUGUUUUGAGAAUAUUAAAAGCCUUGAAAACAUA
Messenger RNA from Pomacea canaliculata, 4972 nucleotides. Its product is annotated as ADP-ribosylation factor GTPase-activating protein 1-like. Lineage: Eukaryota; Metazoa; Mollusca; Gastropoda; Architaenioglossa; Ampullariidae. Gene Ontology annotation, cellular component: Golgi membrane. Gene Ontology annotation, biological process: regulation of endocytosis; regulation of ARF protein signal transduction. Gene Ontology annotation, molecular function: GTPase activator activity. The record is from RefSeq and is a predicted model, not a curated record.